ACCCGAUCGCGUUAAUAACAAACCUUGGUGGUAAAGGCGGGGAUCGUGCGAGAAUUUUCAGUUUUUACUUCGAACUAUUCCAGAUAAAAAUGGUUCCCACAGUGCGGACAGAUGCUUGUGUUAUUGGAGCAGGUAUUUCGGGCCUUGCAGCGGCAAAAUGUCUUCAAGAUGCCGGGUUUGCGGUGGUUGUGUUGGAGCAGAGUGAUCGAGUCGGCGGGCUUUGGGCGUUCCGAGAACGUGGGUACGGCGUCAUGCGCUUUACACACAUCAAUGUGUCCAAGUACAACUACUGUUUCUCUGAUUACCCGUUUCCUGACGAAACGCCAGACUUCCCCCACCAUUCCCACAUGGCGAGAUACGUCGAUGAUUACACGACGCACUUUGGAUUGGAUAAGAUCAUUCGAUUCCAGAUGAAGGUGGUUUCCUUGACCAGGCAGGAUGAAGAAUGGAUCAUUAGAGCAGCUAGGGUGGACGCUGAUAAACACGGCGAAGAAAAACUUGGAGAACAAGAAACCUUCAUAGUCAAGUAUGUCGCCAUUGCAUCGGGUCAUCACGCCGCACCAAACCAGCCCAAGUUCCCCGGGCAAGAAAGUUUCAAAGAAGAGAUCAUCCAUAGUGUUUCGUACAAGGAUGCGAUAACCAGUGGCAUUGUGGGUAAGCGCGUCUUGGUGGUUGGCAUCGGCAACAGCGCGGUGGACGUUGCAGUCGAUUUGGCAGCUACUGGAAGAUCCAAAGCUGUCUACAUCAGCACCAGGUCCGGUGCCUGGAUCGUGCCCAACUACAUCUUUGGCCUUCCUACUGACCUCUACGCAUCUCGGCUGUUACUGUGGUUCCCAUGGCAACUCACCUCGCGAUUAUUUGAACCAAUAAUGUCCUUGUUGCUAGGCCACCCUGAAAAGUACAACCUCAACCCCAAGAUGCACCUGUUGCAGUCUCAGCCCACCGUUAGCCCCACCCUCAUCCACCACAUCCAGCGGGGUCACAUCAAGGUCAAAUCCAACAUUGCCAGGAUCGACGGGAGGACGGUUCACUUUGCGGACGGCUCGUCGGCCGAGGUUGACAACAUUGUCCUUUGUACAGGCUAUCACAUCAACCUUCCGUACCUGUCUGAGGAGUUGAGGUCCAAGGUCCUGGAUGAUUCAUCAAACAUGAUUAAGCUCUUCAAGAAUGUCUUCAGCCCGGCCGUCGGCCCGUCACUUGCCUUCAUUGGCUUCGUCCAGCCAGCAUCAGGAGGAAUCCUCAGCAUGUCAGAGACCCAAGCACGCUGGUUUGCUGAGAUUUGCAGAGGUCAGGUCAAACUGCCAGGUCAGGAGGUCAUGACGUCUAGUAUACAAGAAGAUACAGAUGCCGUUAAGAAACGCUACACUGCAUCAGCACGUCACACCAUCCAGCGAGAUCCUAUCCCGUACAAUGACGACCUGGCGGCUAGGUUUGGAGCUAAGCCGCAGCUGUGGAGACACCCACGCCUGAUGUGGAGAUUACUCAUUGGGAGUGGUGGAGCUGCCCAGUGGCGUCUGAAUGGCCCAGGCAAGUGGGACGGGGCACCAGACACAGUGAGGAGUGUUCCUGUGACGGGCUUGAUGCACUACGGGGUCCUGACUAUCAUUGGUCUGGUCCUCGGACUCCUUGCAUGUAUUGUGUUAGCAAUAUUUUGAAAGUAGAAUGUACAUUUUAAAACUUCAGAACACUCCCGUACCAAUGGAACGUUAAUUUGAGAAUAAACAGAGCAAGCAAUUUCUUAAUUGAAGCACAUCACUCCCAUGAAGACGUAUUCUGUGAUAUGAGAACACCUGGCAUUUCCAGAUUUAUUUUCCAGUUGUGGUUUAGUUUAAGAGUGGAAGUUUCUUUCAGAGUACUUAUCUGCUUUAUAUCAACCGUAAAAAUUCCCAAAUGUAGCAAUGCCAACCUUUUUUUGGAAUAACUCAGGGUAUUUUCAAUAUAUUUUAAAUGAUAUUGUAUAUCUAUAAUCUUUUAUCCGAAACUCUGUUUUACAGCCAUGGUGCUUGUGCAAUGUGUAUACUGGACUUUGCAUUUGUAAAACUGAAAUUGUCCCCAAAAUGAAAUUAUAUUGUAAAUAAUAUUCCUCUGUUAAUCCAGAAUAUUUUGAAUUAUUUUAUGAAAUGAUCCCAAUAAUCAUGUAACUUAUAAAUUCGUUCUUUUACACCCAAUAGUCUUUACACCCAGCUCUAGAACCCAGAUGGAAGCUAUUUAAAUUAUGCAAUUAAUAGAAUAUUUUUAAAUGCACAAGAAAUAUUGAUUGUGUUCUGUUUGUGAUGUAUAUAGAUGAAAUGAAUGCAAUUAUUGUAAGCCAGAAUUUAAAUUUAUUUAAUGUUCAUAUUUAAUAUAGACUUUGUGAUUUAUAAUUGCCAAAGAUACCUUUUAUACACUGAACGUAGGUGAUAUAUUUUGCACAUUGUUUUAUAACUGUAAUCCUCAUGUAAAAGACAAUUAUUAAAACAUUGUAAUGUACAGUCGGUAUUUUGCGGCUAUAAAAAUUUACACCACCUUGAAUGUUUAAAUGGAUGCAAUGAAGAGUCCGUUGCGACGAUAGAUACAGGAUGAG
Molecule: messenger RNA, 2563 nt
Organism: Patiria miniata (bat star)
Lineage: Eukaryota; Metazoa; Echinodermata; Asteroidea; Valvatida; Asterinidae
Product: flavin-containing monooxygenase 5-like
Exons: 9
Coding region: 90-1655 (521 amino acids)
Molecular function (GO): flavin adenine dinucleotide binding; N,N-dimethylaniline monooxygenase activity; NADP binding
Source: RefSeq, a predicted model, not a curated record